AUUAUCGAAGCAUCGUUGGCCAUAAACCGGUCUUUCGGUCGCAACAGAUUUCGGGAUAAUCGAAGUAUAUACAAUUCGUAAUAACAAUGGCAACUGUGAAGUUCAAAGAGACGUCUCCAUACCUCAAGCCGAAGAGUUCACCACCUGCGGAAGAUUAUAUCUAUAGCAAAUAUAUAGAAGACCUCACCCUGAAGACAGACAACCGGGAAGAACCUAUAGUUAAAUUGGCUCUGUUCGGUGUGGGUCACGCCGGGACGAUACACAUAUCGAAUAUAAUUUCUAAUACACGUGUCCAGCUUUUAUACAUUGUUGAGGAUCUCGAAAGCAAGUGGGAAAAUGUGCGAAAGUACUGGCGUUUGGACAACGUUACCUUCCUAAAUAGCAAGCAAUCUGACAAGAUAUUCAAGGACCCCAACGUUAACGCGGUCAUCGUGGCGUCGCCGGCUUACACGCACAAGGAUAUCGUUAUUAAAGCUCUGGAAGCGAAGAAGGCGGUCUUCUGCGAGAAGCCUAUAGCGGAGAAUAUCUCGGACACCGCCAAAGUCUACGAAACAGCCAAGAAAGCCGGUAAACCGCUGUUUUGCGCGUUCCAGCGGCGAUUCGAUCCGAGCUACUCGAACGUGCGAGACCGUGUUCACAACGGAGAGGUCGGACACGUCCAUACAAUUAAAUCGGUCUCUCGUGAUUCUCCCCUGCUCCCUUUAGAGUACUUGAAAACUUGCAGUGGGAUCUUCCACGACACCAUGAUCCACGAUAUCGAUGUAGUUACCUGGGUUAUCGGGGAAUACCCAGACAAG
Temnothorax curvispinosus is the source of this 797-nucleotide messenger RNA. RefSeq names its product myo-inositol 2-dehydrogenase-like. The record is from RefSeq and is a predicted model, not a curated record. Gene Ontology annotation, cellular component: cytoplasm. The transcript has 3 exons. The annotation marks the transcript as partial. Gene Ontology annotation, molecular function: oxidoreductase activity; nucleotide binding. Lineage: Eukaryota; Metazoa; Arthropoda; Insecta; Hymenoptera; Formicidae. Gene Ontology annotation, biological process: NADPH regeneration.